Nothobranchius furzeri (turquoise killifish) is the source of this 8552-nucleotide messenger RNA. It is a transcript of the gene nck1b, whose product is annotated as NCK adaptor protein 1b. Gene Ontology annotation, biological process: negative regulation of PERK-mediated unfolded protein response; positive regulation of translation in response to endoplasmic reticulum stress; cell migration. The record is from RefSeq and is a predicted model, not a curated record. Lineage: Eukaryota; Metazoa; Chordata; Actinopteri; Cyprinodontiformes; Nothobranchiidae. Gene Ontology annotation, molecular function: receptor tyrosine kinase binding; ephrin receptor binding; signaling adaptor activity.
UAUAUACAUUAUUGUUGUUUAGAGAUUAGUCACCUAUUUAAAGACAAAUAAUUGAAUAUUAAAUCUUUGUCUCAGGCUAAACUUCCAUGCAAUCUCUUACAGGUGGCGUUUGUUUUAAGUAAGCAUGACUUUAUUAGGCUUAAAGUAGGACUUCCUCCUCGCGCAGCACAAGGUUUCCGGGCUCUGUGGUUGAUGGCUUCCUGAUGCACUCGCACCCGGCCCGGUGCUAGCCACAUGAGUGACUUAGGCGCAAUUUUAUUUUGUGGCCCAUCUCAUUAAGAUGAUCGUCACAUCACGUCAGGAGGUUGCGUUCGGGACAAAUGCUGCCUGUAAAAAAUCUUGUGUUCUGUAAAGACUUGAAGUAAUGGCCAGCACAGGACGUGUCUUAAAGUGACGGUGUGUGUUUUCCCUGGUGAUAGAGGGCAGUACUUACCUAAAUGAUUGCAAGCAAGCAUUACUUUUUUGUUCAAGUAAGCCCUCACCAACAGAUGCCCAUUAGGGUCAGAAAUGGCUGGGAGCACAUCCUCCAGCAAAACAACAAGAACAUCAGAUCCCCUUUCAUCACUGGCAACGAUUGAAGCUCUAAAAUGUUUAUGAAUGGGGAAAGUUUUGUAACCAUUUGUUACAAAUCAGUAAAUGCAUUUUGUCCUCACGGGCUUCCAUAGAAGAAAACAUGGCAUCCAAUAUGACGUCGCCCAGAGACUUAUGGCGCUUACACGUUAGCGUCGGCACGGUCGGGGUUUGGUCGGGCUGGAUGGCGUGAGUUUGGGCUGGUACGGGCGGUGUAGUCUUCACAAAUAAAUCCCAGGGACUUCUCAAGAAUGCUGAAAUCCCCGAGCCUGUGGGCGGCGCUUAAUAUGCGCAGGAAAGUCCGCUCCAUAGGUAAACAAAAGACGGACAUGAGCUGCGUUGCUUUUGAAGACUUUGAACCACAUUAUUUUAUUAAUUAGCUGUGUGUGUCCUCAUAAUCUUGUGCCACACACACACACACACACACACUGAUUUCUCCCCUUUCUUUUCUCCCGUUCCCACACUUAAUGGCAGCUCCGGAUCGGCAGCUCCGUGCUACAGACAGAAGUUUACUCAACAGCAUCCAGUAUGAAAAUGAGCCGCGCACGCGGGAACCCCCCGCUGGCUCGUUCUUCUUGCAGAUCGAAGGCGGUAGGCUUUAUUUAAGCCAGCCAAUCAGUCCGUAGUGUCGCCUCGCUUCCACUCUGACCGCUGGGGAGUAGGUCCGAGAAAAGGAGUCGCCUCGGCACCGAAAAUGCAAAUGGGACCUGUGUGUGAAACCAAAUUCCAGUGCCGUCCAGUACCGUAUGGGCCCGUGCCGACCUGUGUAAGCACCAUUAGACCCGCACCCGUGUCUUGUAGACCAGAUUUUUAUAGUUAUAUGUAAUGAAACCGCCAACAUUUUUCAACAACUGGGCAUCAUUUCAAUCAAUUACAAAAACUUUGUGAUGAAUAUUCCCAGAGAUGAAUGGUUAAAACUACACAUUGUUACUGUAAGCAGCCAUCCUUUUGUAAAGAUUUGGUGGGUUCGUGCAUGCUGUUCGCAUGCUUCUGGACGCUGGGGCAAUGACAAUAAAGUUGUCAUUGCAUGUGCCUCUUUUAAAUUUAACAAACCUUUCCUUUUCCCGGUUUGAUUCUUCGCGUCAGCAGUAAUCUGUUUUCUUCUUUCCAGUUUUAUGUUUUCAACCCUUCAUUGGUAAACUGUUAAACGUUUUUUUAUUUUUGUACUUUGUUUAUGUAGCCCGCUGAAGCUGAGUCCAUGUGAGGUGAGCACUGGGACUUCUGAGUCCCAGCCAGGGAAUUGCAACAGAAGUGCUGCAAGGACAUUUAGCAGAAGAAAAUCAACAAAACUAAAACAAAUUCAAAACAAAAGCUGCUUUAGCUGGCUAAAUAAACUGAACUGAUGGUUUAGAAAACUGAACACCCGAACGUUUCUCCGCCUGGAGCAUUUAACUCAGUUUAUGGAUAAAUUCAGUGUUGGACCUCCCUCUGCAGAAUGCAGGGCUUCAUGUUGUUGUGGCAUUAAAUACCACCUUACUGUGUUUUUAUCACUUCUUAUGAGAUGCCUAAAAAUGUCAAAGUGUGGCUGCUCUAGAUCCUCAUGGUUCAUAUUAAUAACAAGUACUGCAGAUCUGGCUGCACACAGGACAUGUGAACUACAUCGUCCCAUUUCCUUUCAUAUUUUUGUGCACAUUUAGGAGCUCAGUACUAAAGCAGUUUCUGCGCACGAGAACAGGAUGAACUUUCUCUCGUAGUUGCAGCUCAGUGCCUUUACUGAGGCUUUUCCUGUUUGUUGCAGCUUGAACCAGUUAGGAACUGCUGCACUUGAAGUUUGUAUAACUCGCUGUGCCCUGAGGUGUGCAGGUUUCCUUGACUAAUUAUGCGUCAUGUGUAUUUGUGUGUGUGGGAGGUUGUGUUGAACCAGAUCCAGAAGUGUGUCUGCAUCCAUUCAUCACGCUGUUGCUGCCUAACACAAACACACGUUUUACUUGAUGCACGCUCUAAAUAAAACAAGUCAGUGCUAAUGGUAAAAUGGUCUGUAUUUGUGUAGCGCCUUCUUAGGUUCUGCAACUCCCCAAGGCGCUUCACAACACAGUCAUUCACCCAUUCACACACACAUUCACACCCUGGUGGGGAUGAGCUACGAUGUAGCCACAGCUGCCCUGGGGCGAGUCGUGCUGAAUACCGGCGCCAGGCAAAAACACACACACACGAUAUUUAAUAAAACAGUAGCAUACAAAUUCGUCAUGAAAGGAAAGUUUGGCUUUUCACAAGUGGAAGAACAGUUGGUAGCUUCCUGAACAGCCUCUGACAGUUUACAUCUUUAGGAUUGAUGAGCUAAUGGCUAGUUUAAACCUAACAAAGACCAACAUGUGACGCUGCAGUUUUAAAACGACUCUAAUCCAAAACAUUUAUUUACUGUUUUAUAAACCUUUUUGAUCAUCAAUUAGCAACAUAUGCUACUAGAAACUGAGGCUAUGCUAAUUACUCAUUUGUUUUUGCUGUGUCCGUAUGUUCAAUCAACAUCAAGUUAUAGCAGGAAACUGAUAUAUUUUUUAUGUUUUAAGACACAUUUAGAUCAACAUGGACCCUCCCUGGCUCCUACACUCAUAUUUGAUGGUAUUAGCCAAAAUGCUAAAGCUAUUUUACACUUUAGUUGUGCUCAGACUAGCCUUUAGCUUAGUGGUUACAAACAUUUCAACCUGAGAUUUUAGCCCUCCACUGUUACUGUCACUGCUACAAAUUUAGCUGCUAACUUUAUUAAACAGAUGCUUAAUGACGACACAAACGGCAACAGCAAAGACGGCAUUAUUUGAAUAUUUUAUGACUAUUUUUUUGUUAUGGUACAAAAUGGUCUGAGUUUUAAAAUCUCAUGUAAUUUCUGGAGUUCAUCUGGUGACCAUCACUUGUUGUUUUCUGACCCAAAGUGGGGUCCCGACCCCAGCUGUGGGAACCACAGCUUCAGAUAUAAAAAUAUGGUUAAUUUUAAAGAACAUUCUGGAAGCAAAAUAGUCAUUAUUUAUGAUUACGAUUAGAUUUUGUGUUUGUAACAUCCGUCCCUGGUUUGGAACCUCAGACAGUCUUGGAAGUGUGUGAGAUCACACUCGAGUGUGUGUGUAGGAGGAAAAGAUGAUGUACUGCUGUGUUUGUUGGUUGUGAAGGGAUGUCUUAGCCUGAGGGUUUGGCGUGAGCGUUUCUGAGUUUGAGGACUCUCAUGUUUCCUGGGUUUGUUAUAAAGUUAUGAGCGUCUCUACAAACAGCUGUUAUGUGACACCAAGCACCCACUGAGUCACUGUCGCUGCUGCGUCCACACACAACCAAAUGAUUCAGCGUCUUUGGGCUCAUUCUCCUUGUACAUUCAGUAAUUAUUAGUUUAAAAGUGUGUUUUUCCUUUUUAAAAUCCCACCACUCUCAUUUCUGUCCUUUCUUUCUCUAAGCCUCGACUCCCCCUCCUCCUCCUUCUCCUCUCCAUGAGGCCACUGUAGUCCUCCAGAGCUGGACUGGAGGCCUCUUUAUCCCGCGCCCUUAUUGGCUAACCCCUGUCCACAUGGUCAAAGGGGGCGGUUCCUCUUCGUGGCCCGCCCAGCUCUUUGGGUGUUCACAUGGAAUAGCUCCACAGCUGCAGUGGGAAGAGAGCAGGGGCUGUGAAAGAGAGGAGAGGGGGAGCGACGGCCAGCCCAACAUGGACAUGGCUAACCUAAUCAAACAUUUCUUUCGAAUUGGAAAGGUGAAGAGCAGAAAGGGAGGAAUGAGGGACGCCGCCUCCAACGUAGAAACAGACAUGAGCACAGAUAACGGCGAAAGGCUGUAUGACCUUAACCUACCUGCUCUGGUCAAGUUCAGCUACACAGCAGAGCGCGAGGACGAGCUAACGCUGGUGAAGGGCACGCGGGUGGUGGUGAUGGAGAAGUGCAGCGACGGCUGGUGGCGCGGCAGCUACAACGGACGCUCUGGUUGGUUCCCUUCCAACUAUGUGACGGAGGACGUGGAUGGGACGGCGGGGGGAGGGGGCGGGCUCGGAGACCUGGCCGGAUCGCUGACGGAGAAGCUAGCCGCUGUGGUGAGCAGCACGGCCAACGGAAAUCGGGUGCUGCACACGGUGCAGGCGCUUUACCCUUUCAGCUCUAGCAACGACGAGGAACUGAACUUUGAGAGGGGCGAUGUGAUGGAGGUGGUAGAGAAGCCCGAGAACGACCCGGAGUGGUGGAAGUGCUGCAAAAUGGACGGACAGCUAGGCUUGGUGCCUAAGAACUACGUCACGGUGCUGGACUCUGGCUCCCAGAAGUCCACAGCAGCACUGGCCGGGCCUCCAACACCCGACUGCGACUACAUCUCACCUUCAGGAAGCGGGCGCUUUGCGGGGAAAGAGUGGUACUACGGAAAGGUGACUCGCCAUCAGGCGGAGGUGGCCCUAAAUCAGCGAGGCACCGAGGGAGACUUCCUCAUCCGAGACAGCGAGUCAUCACCAAACGACUUCUCCAUCUCCCUGAAGGCGCAGAGCAAGAACAAGCAUUUCAAGGUGCAGCUGAAGGAAGACCUUUACUGCAUCGGACAGCGCAAAUUCAACUCUAUGGAAGAGCUUGUGGAACACUACAAAAAAGCUCCCAUCUUUACCAGCGAGCAGGGAGACAAACUCUACCUGAUCAAGGCCCUGGCCGCCUCCUGAUCCGACUCCCCCCUACACACACACACCUGCACACACACUUCCACGUCGACGGCUUCCAUUUAUAACAGAUACUUAUUACGCCACACUAACAUUUCAGCUCCAAGCCUGAAGCAUCAUCAGGACUUUAACGGACACCUUGUGAGCAUUCCAAGAGGAGGUUUGGGAGAGACAUGAAGGAGGGGGCUGAAGGACAAUGGACCCCCGAGAGUGCGACUACAGACCUCUUGGUCACAUUUUAAAUUAUCCACAUUAGGUCAUGUAUUUCACGAUGAUAUCUAUUAGUUUCAUUUAGAUUUCUUUCUGUUGAUAAUAUAUAAUCUUUUUUUGUUUUUUGUAAAAUGUGAUUUUUUUUCUCUAAUCACACCACACACACACGACGGAGGUGUCUACAGCACGUUCAUGCCCACCAUUCUAGGUUUCAGCUCACGUCUGUGUUUCAAACUUUUGCUAAUCAAAACAAAACAAAGUGACCAAUUAAUAUUAAUUCUCAUUUCUGCUCACAACCGUCUCGUGCUUUUUAUUUUUAUUUUCUCCAUCUUGUGUGAAGUCGAACUAGAACAGCCGGCUUGUUGCACACAUUGCUGUCUCAUGUGAAUGUUUCAAAGCUGAGGCUCGAGACACAAGGAGCGGGUUUUGGGAUGAAGGACGAUCCGAGUAAGAGCGGGAAAAUAAAAGAGCCAGGGGAAGUGAAGUUCAGCCCAAGCAGUCCGGUACAUGAUGUCACCACUCCUGAGUUGGUGAUUGCUAGAGGGAACGGAGGAGGCGAGGGUCACUAGUGGGUCGAGUUAUACAUCAUCUGAGUGACGCCCUCUUCCUUAAGCCGGCACACUAAACAAUCCCUUAUUACGAGCAGUCUGAGAUGGCUUUGUCUGAUAUUCGGGCAUCGAAUGUAAAAUGCCUUAGAGGUUCACUUCACGAGCACAAACAAUACAGAGCACGUCCAUGUUUUCAGCUGCACAUGUUUACAGUAAGAGCCUGGAGAGAGAGGGUUUCUGACCGGGCGGUGAAGGGCAGCGACCAGAGCUGCUGCAGGGUUGGCAGGGAGCCACUCGAGCAGCACGAGGAGGAGGAGGAUGAUCACGAUUCCUGCAGUGAUGACUUUUCCAGCUGUGGGCUGGCCGUAGACGCGCGCACACACACACACACACACACACACACACACACACGAAAAGAAAGAGGAAGAGGGAUGUGAAAGAGGAGGAAAGGAAAGGGGGACUUUGAGAGCAUGUUCCACUGUAUGCGAUAAUCUGGAAGGCCACGCCUAGUCGGUUCUCCACAGACAGGCUGAUGUAUGGAAGAGUUUGGUUGGGGCGAGGUUAUUAUUGCUGCACUUUUAACAUUAUUUUCUCCAACUCCCAAAAAUCUACAAAUCUGUUCCUAAAGCACCAACAUGUAGAUUAAACUGUGGAAUAGUUUCAGUCAAUUCAGUUCAAAAAUACGUUAUUAAUCCUAGAGGGAAAUUGAUUAAAUAGUCGUGUGUUAAAGGGAUCUUUUAGCUGUUCUGAGGGGUGUUUAUGUGUAAAGGUUAUAGCUAAUUAGUUUCACAUGAAUUGUAGUGUUUCCUGAACAGCCUAUGUUUGGUGAAAUAGCUUUUACACCCAACUAGUGUGAGUGCAGCCAAGACUUGUGGCAUAUUCCUGCCAUCUGAAAACGACUGAUGCAAUGUAUUUAAUGAAACCUUAAUUGAUUGUUAUUUUGAACUUGGCAGCAAAAUGUAGCACUUCCUAAGCAACAGGAGUAGAAAUGCACGGCUUUAGGUUUUUAAGGGCCGAUGCCCAUUUCUGAUUCUUAUACUGCUCUGACCUGCUGAUGCUGAUCUGGGCUGGUUUCAACAGAAUGCAAACCUUAAAAUGUUUGAAAAGCUUUAAAAGUGAUGAUUCCUAGCAUAAACCUGCACUAAUCAAUGACGAGUGACUGGGAAAAGUAGGUAUUGCAAAUCGGUCUUGGCUGACUUCAAAACUUUAGUUGCAUACUAUAAUCCUAGAUUCUAUGAGUAUAGAUGCAGCCCUUUAGGGCUAUUGCUAGUGGGUGUAAAGCUAUUAUCAGUGGGUUUAAUCUCUACGUGCAGAGAUAAACCCACUAGCUCACCUGUGUGCUCACCUUUAAGUAGAAUUAGCUUUUAGCUAAUCAGUCGAGGUUGUUCAGGAAGCUCUCUAACUAGUUAAGCAUAAUUAUCAUUAAUUGCACAGAAGCACGCUUCAAACUGGGUGGAAAAUCCCAUUAAUGCUAUUCAAAGGUCAUUAAUUAGCAUUUCUAUUAGCCAAGACCAUUAGUUCCUGUUUCCGUUUACCAGGAUCCUAUUAACCCUUCAGUCCCUGCCUGCUGUGGUGUCGCCACCUCUCAGAGUAAUGAUCAGCUUUCAACCAUUUUCUUUUAUUUUAACUCCAUAUUUCCUCAGCUUGCCUCACUUUAAAAUAUUCAAUUUAAUGUGCCUUCACUUCUCUGUGGCAACCAAAGCUUCCAUGUUUUUUCCGUGCUUCGCUCUUCUCUCAUCACCGGCUUUGGCGGAGGCUUUGCAUGUGUGCGAUCAGGUGUGAGCACAUCCUUGUAGGAAAGUGCAUUUCCUGAUCGAGGCCUCCAUCACUCUGAAAAGAUGUCACGCCCGUGCACAAACCGCCCCGUCUUUGAAGCCUCUGUUGCGUUUCCUUUCAAGUGACCUUAUCGUAGCUGACUUCAUCGUGUUCUGGGAUGAGCAGUGGACGCCUACAUGUACAUUUAGAAAUGUAACCCAAGGUCGUGAUCUAAUCAGGGCCUGGAUCUUGUGUACGAGCACCUCAAGUAAAAGUUGCACGACGUUGGUUGUGAGGAACCUUUUCAUGGUUUUAUGUCUAUGUAAAGAUUUCAUUUGUGCAGUUUAGCCACUUAAAUAUAUAUAAAUAAAGUCCUUAGAUAUUUAACUUGAUAUUCAAACACAAAACUACAGCAUCGCCCUGCAUACGUUUUGUUACUGGGAUCUUUUUUUAUGCUGAGGAAAACGAGGCUGCAUGAGCAGAGCCUUGUGCAGAACCGGUUUUAAAUAAAGUCUGCAGUGAAAGAAUAUUAUUGGUCCUGAUGGAAAACUACAGUACAGGUGGACCUCUGGCUCCCCGUCUGCUGAACAAGCCUGAGAAAGUCUUGAUAAUAUUCAGAGAAGUGGCCCAUGGUUUGAUUUUGGUGCUUUUUAUGUGCUGCUUAUAUUUCUGUGGUGCUUUGUCUUACGGAGCUUUCUGUUUUCUGUUUGAGACUAAAAACAGAUCCAUGCUGUGGAAUGAAACAAAGGCAGUGCUGUGAAAAAUUUGUCUUAAUACUGUUUUUAUUGGAGGGAAGAUUGUCUUCAGGUGUAAUAACUUAGAAGUUUUAGAGUGUUGAAAAGCUGUAAUAAAAAGCAUAAAAAGCA